AUGGCCCUGGACUUGGUGGUAUUUUCCUGCUUGCUCCUUGCCUUCAUUUCACUUUGGGGCCACGGGGCAGGCGUGGAGGUGACUGUUCCAUCUGAUCCGGUGAUGCAGCAGAAGGGUUUGAGUGUGGAACUCCCAUGCCAUUACAAAACCUCAGUCGACAAGAACUUUGCACUGGAAUGGAAGUUUGCAUCUGGCUCAGCUUCUACUGACAAAGCAAAACAGAUUCUCUACUUCACCAACAACGUGCUGUACAAACCAGGCUCUCAGUCUGAACGGCUAAGCCUCCUUCAUGACCCACCCACUUGGGGGGAUGCAUCCAUUCGUUUAGACAAUGUGCGUGCAUCGGAUGCCGGCAUCUACUCAUGUGAGGUGAAUGACCCUCCAGAUUUCUAUGGAACUGGCAUUGGAUAUAUCCAUUUGGUAGUUUUAAUGCCUCCAUCCAGUCCAGAGUGCAAAGGGGCUACUUACUCUACUGUCGGCUCAGAUGCCACCUUCACCUGCAGAUCUUCUGAGGGCAUGCCAGCACCAGUUUACUCCUGGACUCGGGUGGACCCCAAGACUCCCCUCCCUCUGUCUAACAUGGUAAAAAAUGAACAAACUGGGACCCUGAUGUUGACAAACAUCUCACAAGAGUUCUCUGGAAAGUAUCAAUGUGUUGCCUCCAAUGAGUAUGGCCAGAAUAGCUGCCAGGUAUCUCUCCAUGUGUCAGGUCGGAGUUAUGCAUUUAAUUUGCCCGCCUUCUAUGGGCAACCCCCUCAUUAG
Sphaerodactylus townsendi is the source of this 762-nucleotide messenger RNA. It is a transcript of the gene VSIG2, whose product is annotated as V-set and immunoglobulin domain containing 2. NCBI's taxonomy places the organism in Eukaryota, Metazoa, Chordata, Lepidosauria, Squamata, Sphaerodactylidae. The transcript is spliced from 6 exons. The coding region runs from base 1 to 762 and encodes 253 amino acids. The record is from RefSeq and is a predicted model, not a curated record.